GCGGGAUCUGAUAAAGAAAAAUAUGGCAGAAUCUGAUAAACGACAUACUAACGCGAGUGUAUUGGAUUACUACGCCUACGUUGCAGAGAGCGGAGAAAGGUCGCCGUCGAGUUCGCCAUCAAGCAGCUACAGCGCAGAGUUUGGAGAGAGCAAUGAUAACCGACAAGCAAGCGUUUUAGAGCGUAUAGACAGUAAUAGCUUCACUCACUUGAACGUCUAUCGCCCAGACGCGGCUGAGGGACAGGUAAAAGUUGGCAGCUACGACUACAACCCUGAUAUGUCAGAGUUUAUGGCUACAGGCGUUCAGGAUGAUGAUCUACAACACGACCAGGGCACGUCUAUAGGCACAAUCCCCAGUGAUGUGCUCCUCAAACGGCGGAAGAGCGAUCUCUCGGUGAUGUCUAUAAAGGCACAUGACGAUCAAUCAGACAGUAGUACAAGCUCACAAUCAACUGUAGACCUUCCGGCCACCGGAGAAGACGCGAUGACAGUAACACGGGAUAUGCCCUUCCCGAACGCCUUCUUUAGUAAAAGCGUCUUGGAUGGUGCAAUCUCACCGUCUGAUAGAGCGAUGCGCAUGGCCGAAGCGAUAAACGCACUCGCGAAUGCAGCGAGUGGCAUGCAAAUAUGGUUGCGUUGUGUUGGGGGAGAGAAUAGAACACGUGGGUAUAGUCCACCACCGCUUAUCAAGCAUUCUGAAAGAUAUCGACGGGAGAAGACCACUAGUCAACAGCUAAACUACAAGAGUUCAAUACCUUCUAUCGGAAAAUCAAACAGUAUACAUUCCACAAAUGCACAAGGAAGUAGCAGUCCAUAUAUGACGACGCCUGUUGUACCAUACGCACAGGAAAGGCACCACAGUUCAGCCUCAUUCUCUACGAACUCGACUUUCCCAUUGAGGGGUGGUAGCGAUGUGAAUGUCGCCCAUGACCUCACCUCUAGGACGGCAGCUAUGGGAAUCACAGAUAGUCCGCCUGACAAAAUACCCGAAGAGCUGCCCUACCCUGGUGCAGCGUCAUUGAAGAAAGUUAGUAGCACCAAUAGCAGCGUUAUGACGCCCAAAAGUGGCAAAGCGAGUCGGGCAGCGGGUUUUUUCGCUAAUCUUGGGCGUCGAACAAGUGCGAAAUCCCCACCGAAGAAGCUACAAAUUGGAAACCCGUCUCCUAUUACCAAGACAGUUGACCUUCCAAACAGUAAGAGCUCUAUUUCACCACCGCUAUUCAGCCCAGCUAGUUCAUCUCCACCUACAAGCCCGAGCGAACCUCCUACCGCACCACCAGGGACAACAAGCUUCAGGGAUAAGGAGGUCACUGUACCCGCCAGACAUUCAUCACACAAGAAAGGAAGACAUCUCCCAUCUGCGUCGACAUCUCACAUCAAUCUCGAGGGGCUAGAUCGCACACCAACUGGACCGCGUGCUAAGCCGGGAAGUAAGACUCGUAAUAGCAGUAUAUUUAAUCUCGACCAUGUGCUCAACCCCGAACCAUUCCCUGGUCUGGCAAACCUAAAGCCUCCUUCCAAAUAUGGUUUGCGCGCCAGUACACCCGCACCAGUGAGGAAAUCUAGCAGGAAGAAUAUGCAGCAAGCAAGCAACAGUAGCGUUCCUAGCGAGGAUCUCAGUCCAGCUUUCAAAGCAAGUUUGAGCAGACUUGAGAAUUUACUCCCUCAAGCAUCUAAAUCUGAGCUCAAGAGUCAUCUCAAGAAGGCUAAUGGUGAUGAAAUGCGUGCUGUUGGAACAUACAUCGAAUCGCAACGCUAACGCUAAUACUAAGUCUACAUGUUUAUAUUUAUAUUACUUUUGUACAUUGUUAAUAGUC
Molecule: messenger RNA, 1817 nt
Organism: Wallemia mellicola CBS 633.66
Lineage: Eukaryota; Fungi; Basidiomycota; Wallemiomycetes; Wallemiales; Wallemiaceae
Exons: 3
Coding region: 23-1759 (578 amino acids)
Source: RefSeq, a predicted model, not a curated record